Molecule: messenger RNA, 1374 nt
Organism: Sycon ciliatum
Lineage: Eukaryota; Metazoa; Porifera; Calcarea; Leucosolenida; Sycettidae
Product: ubiquitin-fold modifier-conjugating enzyme 1-like
Exons: 1
Coding region: 102-602 (166 amino acids)
Biological process (GO): protein K69-linked ufmylation
Cellular component (GO): cytoplasm
Molecular function (GO): UFM1 conjugating enzyme activity
Source: RefSeq, a predicted model, not a curated record
UCAUCAUAAUCAGCAGGUUGAUUUGAAUGGCUGUUUCAAGUGUUUGAGCUGAGAACUUACUUUACUUUUUUCUCUAGAAGUGCAAGACUCCACCUGUAAAGAUGGUUGAUGAGGCUACUAAGAAGACUCUUGCCAAGAUUCCCUUGAUGAAAACGAAUGCUGGCCCUCGCGAAUCGGAGAAUUGGCCUAUUCGUUUGAAGGAGGAAUAUUCAGCGAUUAUUCGUUACGUACAGAGCAACAAAGAGUCUGACAGUGAUUGGUUUCGCCUGCAGUCGAAUAAGCAAGGGACGAAGUGGUUUGGCAAGUGCUGGUACGUCCAUGAGCUUAUUCGUUACGAGUUCGACGUGGAGUUUGAUAUUCCGGUCACGUAUCCAACAACGGCACCUGAAAUCGCUCUUCCCGAGCUGGAAGGGAAAACAGCAAAGAUGUACCGAGGAGGCAAGAUCUGUCUAACAGAUCACUUCAAGCCACUGUGGGCACGUAACGUACCUCGUUUUGGAAUUCCUCAUGCAAUGGCACUUGGACUGGGGCCUUGGCUAGCUGUGGAAAUUCCGGAUCUUGUCUCCAAAGGACUUAUCCAACCCAAGGAUGCAUCAGAUUAGGUAACUCAGCUGUUUUCUAAUUCUUAGCUGAUCCAGGCUGCGAGCACAUUAUGAAGCAAAGAAUUCCUUCCCAGGUGAGGCGAUCUGACUUAUACCAUUUGUCAGAAUGUAGAACGUCCUGCGUACGAUCACAUGGAAAAGAACCUGGGUGACUGGCUGUCUGGUUCAGUGCACCACACAGUCGUAGCAGUGAGUGCAAGCAGCGAUCGUUAAAGAAAGACUGCUUCGGUCCAAACCUCUAUAGAGGUGGCCCUAUAUAUAUUUUCACUGCGUUGCUCUCUCACUGCUAUGUGGCGUUGUAGUUCGUUGCUGGACGACUUGCGCACUUUGCUGCUGCUCCAGUGUUAACAUGUACGCUCGCUUUUUCUUAGUUAAUACUCUCCGGUGGCUUAGAUUUUCCAAAAUUGCUUGACUUGCGUAUACCGGUAGCCUAGUACACCGUACCGGUACUAGUGAAUGCUGCACAGUUCUGCCUUCCUCCUGAUUAAUGCUGCGUGUGCGGGCGCACGCCGGAACUUACUUGCUGGUCACAGCAAAAUAAUAUUCUCUGCUACUUGUGCAUGCUGCUCGUGGCACGUGCUGCUUUUUAGCUGCACGUGCCCAGCAAUUCAAACAGUCUUCCACUCUCGCAGAACUGUUGUGGCAGAGAUUUAACCCAGCUAACAGGCAAUGUGGACAUAAUAUGCGUGAGAUGGUGAUGAGCAAAGCACUCGUAACGCAAACAUGGCAACUAAAGUUGCCUUCCAGAGCAUUUUCUUAUCACAAUUUUCAA